This is a messenger RNA of Caretta caretta (loggerhead turtle), 4211 nucleotides long. It is a transcript of the gene OGN, whose product is annotated as osteoglycin. The record is from RefSeq and is a predicted model, not a curated record. Gene Ontology annotation, cellular component: extracellular matrix. Gene Ontology annotation, molecular function: protein binding. Gene Ontology annotation, biological process: bone development; articular cartilage development. NCBI's taxonomy places the organism in Eukaryota, Metazoa, Chordata, Testudines, Cheloniidae.
GGAAGUGUUUAAAGCUGACAAUCUCUGAAGUACUGUUCGUUUCAGCAUCUUGGAAAUAAACCACAGCUUUAUUCUCUUAUUCAGCCACAUGGGAUUAAUGCAUAGAUAAGAAUAUCUAUACUGAAGAAAAUCACAGGAAAACUCAAACUCUGCUACAACGUCACAAAGAAAGUGUUCUCGAUAGUCAACACUACCAUUUCUUCUCCAGCUCAGAAAAAGCCAGACACAUUUUCUCUGCUAAAAUGACGACUUUCCAGACUAUGUUUUUUUUAUUUUUCUUUGUGCCUUUGGUGAAGUUAGUACCUCCAAUUCAACAAGAGUCACUCAAUCUUUAUGAGUAUGAUACAGACAUUUUCGAAGAACUGUUUAAACAAGAUUAUGAAGACAAAUCCCAGGAUGCAAUAAAGAAAAAGGGAAAAGAUGACAUGAUUGUUUCUCCUGACUCUAACAUACAGCUGGAACUGCAGAGAGAUGAGAGUGUACCUAAAGUACCACCAACCAAAGAUACAGAUUUGGCCACUUGUCUGCUGUGUGUGUGUUUAAGUGGAUCGGUAUACUGUGAAGAAAUUGAUAUUGUUGCUAUUCCCCCUCUGCCAAAGGAAACAGCCUACCUUUAUGCACGAUUCAACAAAAUAAAGAGAGUGGCAGUCUCAGAUUUUGCUGAUAUUCCUACGUUAAGAAGAAUUAAUUUAAGUGGAAAUAGGAUAGAAGAAAUUGAAGAUGGUGCCUUUUCAAAGCUUCUGUUAUUAGAAGAACUUUCACUUGCUGAAAAUAAACUGAUAAGACUUCCAGUUCUGCCCCCCAAACUAAUUACAUUUAAUGCAAACUACAACAGGAUUAAGAGUAGAGGUAUCAGAGCAAAUGCUUUCAAGAAACAGACCAAUUUGUCAUAUCUCUAUCUCGCACAUAAUACACUGGAAUCUGUACCUCUUAACUUACCAGAGAGUCUGCGUGUUCUGCACCUUCAGUUUAACAACAUAACCUCAGUCACAGAUGACACGUUCUGCAAAUCCAACAACACACGUUAUAUCCGUUCACGUAUGGAUGAGAUAAGAAUGGAAGGCAACCCAGUCAUCUUGGCAAAGCAUCCUAAUGCUUUCUCUUGCUUGAAAACACUGCCUGUAGGAACAUAUUAACAACCACUAUCUAUUAAUUAUACAUGCUAAAAACUUAAGUAUGGUAACAUAUGAUCAUUCCUGUUCCUUUUUUAAAUGACUAUCCUUUCCCUUGCUAAUUAUGUUUUUCUAUAUACCUAAUGAACUUUUAAUCACGUUAAAAAUGUGGUUCUAGUCUGAAAAAUCACCGUGUAAAAACAGCAUCUGCUCACUUGACAGACCCAAUACUACUUGUACUUUCAGAUUCAUGUAGGUUUAUGACAGUGUCAAAAGUAUGGGCUUAAACCUGCAACACUUACUUCUGCAAGUAUCCUUUACUCAUAGAUAUCAUUCCUUUAGCUUCAGUGGUUUAAUUGCAAUACUCAUAUGAAUAAGGAUUGCAGGAUCAGGCUUUAAGUUUGAACUACUAUAUUCAUACUAACACUGCAAAGCAAACACAGCUGUGAGAAUGUUAUUCUGGCUUGCACAUCAGCAGAAUUGUUAAUUAAGUUCCAAGAGACAGCCACCCGCGGCACCUCAAUUGCACGUUGGAAGCAAUGGGGUUGCACUGGUGUAACUACAACCAGAAUCUGGCUCAAAUCAUUUUAAUUACUGAUUAAAAUCCAUGACCUGUAAAAAGCACAGAUUCACUCUAAUUCUUUGUCUUGAUCAGGAAAACCACUGAGUUUAGAUCAGGCUUCGAGCAGGUGAACUUUGUUUUUCCUUUUGGUAAACCAAGAAAGUUUCAACUGGAACUCACUAAGAAAAAAUAAAGAUGGACUUGUACAAUGUCACUUUUUAGAAUAGAAGCCAUAGUUCAAUUACUGGAAAAAUGUAAAAAAGAGACACAGAAAACUUUUUAAAAUGCUUAGGAAUAAAAUGCAAAGUUGGUUCUAUCUUAAACUGUAAAACAGUAUAAAAACCUAAUACAAUUAUAUUACCAACAUGGUUUUAUCCUUUUAGCAUUUUUCAGAUACAAGGAAUACAAAGGGACAUAGUCUCAUAUUAAUGCUGGGGGCUUUUGACUGACAGUUCAGAUUAAAAUAAAGAUAACUACACCCUAAAGAUAUUGAUUCUGACUUAACACAAAUACACAAUUUCAGAUUUCUUUUUUUUUUCUGUUUUUGUUUGUUUGUUUCAAUAGGAAUUUGCACAGUCCUCAUUUGGCCCAGCAGCUUCAUAAAUACAAAUGUACAAAAAAACCUAAUCACUAAUACUAGACUUAUUUUUUCUGGACAAGUGAUAUAUAAAAGGAGCUUGCUGAAAUACAAAAAGUUCUCAACUUUAUAUACAAAUAAUAAAAUAGUAGCUAUUUAAAUUUCAAAUACAUAAUGGUGUUUCACUUCGGAAUCACUGUUUUUCCUUACUAAUACGAAGUCAGUUUACAGUAACAACUUUUUUUUAAAUCUCCAACCUAAGUAAACAAUAAUAUGACAGUGCUUGCAUUAUGGGCUAUUAUAACCUGCUCAACUAAUAUAGUUGAAUUGAAUAUUGUUAUGUGCUCAUUAAAAGCCUGAGGUACUGUUGCUAUUUGUUUGGCUGGUUUUAAUUUUCUUGGAGAAGAAAGUGAUUAUUUUAUUAUAAUUAUUUAAAAAAUAAAAAUAAGCCAGAAGAUAUUUUUAAUCUUGAAUCCAUAAUUAAGAAAAAUCACAAUCACACUUGCGCCAGUAUUGUUUCAUUUUUAUUUCUUUUAAAUCCCCUGACAUUUUGAAAACUAAAUCUAUCACUCUUGUUGGGGUUGAUGAAUUAACUAGCAGCUAGAACACUUGAUUUUCAUUUUCCAUUUAAAAAAAUUACUCCGAGUCAUGAAACUCAUAUGCUUUAAAGUUUUUAAUAAAACAUAAAAGAAAAACAGCCACCCCACAGCAGCCACGAUUAUAUUCCAAGUCCAAGCCAAGCUGAUGCUAAAAGGAAAAAAGAAAAACAUUUCUUUGUCCUAGUAGUGGCCAAUGUAUAACAAUAGCCAGUAUAAGAGUAAUAAUAUUGCAUAUGUAGCAGGCCCACUAUAUCUUCAUCUCAUUCCAAACCUUGAUUAGUAGAGAAAGCUCUUUCCAUACAUAAAUAGGAUCAAAUAACAAUGAUUGCUUUCCUAUGAGAAAAUAGGUUUUUAUACAUAUUAGAAAAUCUGGAGAACAAUCUCUUUGAGAUUACAACAUUCUUAUGUUAAGUUAAAUUUUGGAACUGUAAUGUUUGACAGUGUCACUUUAAAACAACUGCAUCUGCAUAUUUAUGUUAUUCAUUUAUUCACAUGCUAUAAACUCACUGGGAAGCCAACCAAGUAUACUGCUCUUUACUUUCUUGUGAUAAUUAUUGAUUGCUUGCUUUAAAAUCAGACACUGACUACAUAACUAUCAUUGCAUUGUCAGUUUAAUAUUUUACUGCAAUCAGUUCUUAUAUCACUUAGUUUUAAAUACAGUCUUAUCAACUACAUAACAUCCAUGUAUAGUAUACAUUUUAUGUGUACAAAAUUCAAACAAGCUUGAUCUUCCAGUCUAAUAAUAUGAAAUCAUUAUGGCUCUUAAACAGAAAGUUCUAUAAAUGAGCAACUAACAAAAACCACCUGUGACUGCUUCAAACCCCAAAGGAAAUAUUUGUAUGGAGACUAUCACAUAUUUGCGGCAUUUACUAAAAACAAACUGGUUCCUUGUGGCAACCUAAGAAGCUGACUGUUCCAAAUUCCUUAUCAGACAUUUGAAACAAAUAAAAAACUGCCCUCCAAACCACUGUUUUAAUGUCUCCCAAUUACUAAUAUUUUAUUGCCCUCCAGCAAAUCAUCAAAACAAAAACCUCAUCUUCAGAGUGGUUCCUCAUAUGACAAUAAAACACAGAAUAAGCAACACUAUCAUUAUUUCCAAAUGUGAACCUAUAACAAAAGGCUUCAGUGUGAUACUGUGCAAAGUCAUUUGGUCAUUACAUGCGUACAAAAUCUAAUACAACAGACAAAAUGGUGAUGCUCUAUCUAGGCCCAUAGAUUAAGAUGUCUAUUGUAAACUGAAUAUCCAUCUUUAUUUUUAGUGUAGGUGUAUCCUUUUUUAUUUUCAGUAUGAACAGUACUAUUUUAACCACUGCUUGCCUACCCUUUUGUGCAUUAAUAAUAAAGCAAAAAAAUAUACCUUA